AUGUUUACUUUAAAGACAGCUAAUCAAGUUGCCGAUACAAUAUUACAACCAUCAUCCAUUCAACCAUCAAAUGUUUUGCAAUUAUUACAGUGGGGUCGAUCAGAUCCACCACCACAACAACAGUCCACAACUGAGCAGCUUAUUAACUGGUUUGAUGCAAAUAUUAUGGAAAAUGACACUGUCGCACAAAAUAAUUCUACAGAUCAAAUUAAUGUAAAUGAUGAUGUUGAAGAACAACAUACAUCAAAAAUUAGAACAGAUAAUGAGCAACUAAAAGACUUUGAUCGUAAUCCUGUUGCAACUCGAAACCAACAAAUAGGAAAUGAUCAAUUGAAUAAUAUUGAUCAAUUAAAUAAUCGUCAAUUAGCGGAUAUUACAAACAGUCAGACCAUAAUUUUGAAUCGACAAGCAACAAGUGUUAGUGUAGAGGGACAAACAUUUGAAAAAGAAUUAAUAGGAAAUGGACAAACAUCAGAAAAAGAUGGAAGUGAUACACUGCAAAAUAUUACUAAGGAUAAAAAUACGAAAUACGAAAAAAAAGAGAAGUCGAACGAAAAGGAAAUUCGUAAUAUUUGUAAAAAGAUAUUGCGGUUAAAGUCACCAAUUAUGUCUGCAAGUGAUAUCACAAAGGCAUCAACCCGUGUCGGUACAGAUCCAGUUCAAAAUCGUACUAUGGCUAGAAAAAAAUUAGAAAAACAAGGUUUACUUGGCACUGGUAUGUACUAUGCCAAGAAAAGUAAUGUGAAUAAUAGUGUUACAACAUCCAUUGGUUUUGUUAAAUUAUUUCCAACAACAAUCUCCAUUAUCGAACAAGAAAAAUUUAGCCAUCAUUUAG
This is a messenger RNA of Didymodactylos carnosus, 835 nucleotides long. NCBI's taxonomy places the organism in Eukaryota, Metazoa, Rotifera, Eurotatoria, Philodinida, Philodinidae. The record is from the annotation of a GenBank genome assembly.